AACCACUAGAGUACAUGGUGUUUUCUUGAGUUCGUCUUUCGCCCUGGUCUUUCGUCAACUGUCAUUUCAAUUUCUCUCAAUAAUAUCAAUAAUAUAGAUAUUGUAGUGGUGAUAUUUAGUGUUAUUCGAUAAAAUUAACGAAAUUGAGGAACAAUAGUUACCAUGGAAAUGAUGAGGUUCUUAUUCUACAGUUUUCGCAGUGUUUGUGAUAGUGAUCCGUCUGCUGCAACAUCAUCUAUACAAUAUUUUGGGGUUUUUAGAGGAGAAAAUGAUAAGAUGAUAACGAAGGUGUCGCUGGUUCGUAAUCCUUAUCCAGUGCCUGAUAUUUCACGCGAGGGAAAUUGGAUAUUGGACGGACCAUAUUUGGGGCCAAGUGUGUCAACUGACGACAAAACCUGGCAGGCAAAGUUACAACCUCAUGAACGACUUUUUGCUCAUCACACCCUAACCAGUAUUAGAAAGGAUCAUCGUUUAUAUAGACCGCAGGUCCCCACAGACUCUCUUGAUUAUGCUCUUUCUUCAGUUUACAAACAUUGCGAAGAUACAUUCGUUCCUAAAAUGUAUACUCGAAUUCAGCCCGAAACUCUUGGAAUUGAAACCUGGCGCGUUCUUCGCAAUGAAAUUAAGACGUUCAUAAAACCACCUCCAGCCUUGGGACAUCCACUGAAAAAGGUAAAUGGUCAGAUGGAAGUGAAAAAGUAUAAAAGAGGCAAAGCUGCAAAUUCAAGGGAAGACUCGAAUUUGCAAGAAUCCGAGAAAUUAAGUAAACAAGUGCGGCGAAUUCAUCCUAGCAGUUUGAAGUUGGCCAUCGAUGGUCCUCAUACGGAUCAAACGAAUGCUGGUUACAGUCGAAAAAUUGAUGGAACUUAUUACAAUAUUUAGUUAUCAUCGCUUCGAAUCUUUCAAGGGAAAAAAAAAGUUCUUAAAUUUGUUUCCAAAAGUCGGGACAUUUACUGCAAUAAUCAAAUUUUUAAAGAUUGUCGAAUGUUUAUAAACAAGUGGCUUAUGUUUUGAAAUAAUUAAAUUUUGUUAUAAGAAUUAUAUUGAUUCACUGAAAUAUAGCCGACGGAAGUUGAUCACAGUAUAAAAUUUUAUUUUUAAGCUAUACGGGAAGCACAUAUCCAUCAGUUUUAAUUA
This is a messenger RNA of Leptopilina heterotoma, 1137 nucleotides long. Its product is annotated as protein C1orf194. The record is from RefSeq and is a predicted model, not a curated record. NCBI's taxonomy places the organism in Eukaryota, Metazoa, Arthropoda, Insecta, Hymenoptera, Figitidae. The transcript has 5 exons. Bases 163 to 882 code for a protein of 239 amino acids.